AUGGCAACACAACACGCCAUCCUUGACAGCCACAUCCACCUCUGGCCUGCAUCAGCUGCAGAUGCAAAUGGCCACGCAUGGAUGAACGACCCUGAUUUUAUUCUCUCCAAACAGCAUAUCCUUUCCGACUACACGACCGCAUCAUCUUCUCACCCACCCACUGGUGUGAUUUACGUAGAGACGGACCGCCGACUGCAAGACCCGUCUUCAUCCUCUUUACAAACUUGGGCUGCAGAACCCAUCAAAGAACUGCAAUUCCUACGCAGCAUCGUUGAGGGUGCACAUGGUGCUGAAGCCUCAAACCUGCUUCAAGGAAUCGUGACGUGGGCACCUGUGAAUCAAGGAACGGCAGUGUUUAACCAAUGGCUAGAGGUAGCUGAAAAGACUACCGGACCAAAGACUUGGGACCGCGUUAAAGGCUUCCGAUUCUUGCUGCAAGCCAUCACCGAUAAGACUGAAUUUGAGAAUCUGGUCUUGAGUGAUGACUUUAUCUCCAUCUUGAAGUCAUUCUCUCAAAGAGAGAAAAGGUUUACCUUCGACGUAGGGAUUGACCAACGCAGCGGUGGCACUUGGCAGUUGGAGACCUUCACUAAAGUCCUGGAGAAACUGUACGACAACGUCCCAGAAGACAAGAGAACUGUGAUAGUCAUGAACCACAUGUGCAAACCAGAGUAUGCAUCCAAGUCUUCUGACUCCUUUUCGCGGUGGAAGAACUGCAUUCAAACCUUUGCUUCUUACCCUCGAGUCUACAUGAAACUUUCUGGCGCUUUUUCGGAACUCAGCAAUGAUGCUUCUCCGGUGGACACUACGGAUCCCAAGAAGUUAGCAACCAGGAUCCAAGCAUGGACGGACGUUGUCUUUGAUGCAUUCGGCCCACAAAGAGUCAUGUUCGGAAGCGAUUGGCCAGUGUGUAACGUGAAAGGACCCAAAGGGGAGGAAAGCUGGUCUGUCUGGAUAGAUGUUGCAGAAGAAGUGCUGAGCCGAAGAGGUUGUACAGAACAAGAAAAAGGACGAGUGUUCAACGAAACAGCAAGAGAGGCAUACGCACUGUGA
Molecule: messenger RNA, 1053 nt
Organism: Aureobasidium melanogenum CBS 110374
Lineage: Eukaryota; Fungi; Ascomycota; Dothideomycetes; Dothideales; Saccotheciaceae
Exons: 2
Coding region: 1-1053 (350 amino acids)
Molecular function (GO): hydrolase activity
Source: RefSeq, a predicted model, not a curated record